Perkinsus marinus ATCC 50983 is the source of this 2046-nucleotide messenger RNA. RefSeq lists its product as hypothetical. The record is from RefSeq and is a predicted model, not a curated record. Lineage: Eukaryota; Perkinsozoa; Perkinsida; Perkinsidae. The transcript has a single exon. Bases 1 to 2046 code for a protein of 681 amino acids.
AUGAGCCAGACCACCGAGGCUCCGGUCGAGACCACCGAGGCACCGGUCGAGACCACCGAGGCACCGGUCGAGACCACCGAGGCACCGGUCGAGACCACCGAGGCACCGGUCGAGACCACUGAGGCUCCGUUCGAGACCACUGAGGUUCCGGUCGAGACCACUGAAGCUCCUGUAGACACCACUGACGCACCGGUCGAGACCACUGCCGCUCCGGUCGAGACCACUGCGGCUCCGGUCGAGACCACUGCGGCUCCUGUAGACACCACUGACGCACCGGUCGAGACCACUGCCGCUCCGGUCGAGACCACUGAGACCUCGGUCGAGACCACUGAAGCUCCAGUCGAAACCACCGAGGCUCCGGUCGAGACCACCGAGGCUCCGGUCGAGACCACCGAGGCUCCGGUCGAGGCCACUGAGGCUGUGGUCGAGACCACUGAGGCUCCGGUCGAGACCACUGAAGCUCCUGUAGCAACCACUGAAGCUCCUGUAGCAAUCACUGAUGCACCGGUCAAGACCACUGAAGCUCCUGUGGAAACCACUGGGGGACCAGUUGAGACCUUUGAGGCUCCGAUUGAGACCACUGCGGCUCCGGUCGAGACCACUGAGGCUCCGGUCGAGACCACUGAGGUUCCGGUCCAGACCACUGAGGCUCUGGUCGAGACAACUGAAGCUCCGGCCGAGGUUACUGAGGCUUUGGUCGAGACCACCGAGGGACCAGUUGAGACCACUGCGGCUCCGGUCGAAACCAACGAAGCACCGGUCGAGACCACUGAAGCUCCGGUCGAGGUCACUGAGGCUCCGGUCGAGACCAACGAAGCACCGGUCGAGACCACUGAAGCUCCGGUCGAGGUCACUGAAGCUUCGGCGGAGACCACUGCCGCUCCGGUCGAGACCACUGCGGCUCCGGUCGAGACCACUGCGGCUCCUGUAGACACCACUGACGCACCGGUCGAGACCACUGCCGCUCCGGUCGAGACCACUGAGACCUCGGUCGAGACCACUGAAGCUCCAGUCGAAACCACCGAGGCUCCGGUCGAGACCACCGAGGCUCCGGUCGAGACCACCGAGGCUCCGGUCGAGGCCACUGAGGCUGUGGUCGAGACCACUGAGGCUCCGGUUGAGACCACUGAAGCUCCUGUAGCAACCACUGAAGCUCCUGUAGCAAUCACUGAUGCACCGGUCAAGACCACUGAAGCUCCUGUGGAAACCACUGGGGGACCAGUUGAGACCUUUGAGGCUCCGGUUGAGACCACUGCGGCUCCGGUCGAGUCCACUGAGGCACCAGUCGAGACCACUGAGACCUCGGUUGAGACCACUGAAGCUCCGGUUGAGACCACUGAGGCUCCGGUCGAGAUCACUGAAGCACCGGUCGAGACCACUGAGGUUCCGGUCCAGACCACUGAGGCUCCGGUCGAGACAACUGAAGCUCCGGUCGAGGUUACUGAGGCUUUGGUCGAGACCACCGAGGGACCAGUUGAGACCACUGCGGCUCCGGUCGAAACCAACGAAGCACCGGUCGAGACCACUGAAGCUCCGGUCGAGGUCACUGAGGCUCCGGUCGAGACCAACGAAGCACCGGUCGAGACCACUGAAGCUCCGGUCGAGGUCACUGAAGCUUCGGCGGAGACCACUGCCGCUCCGGUCGAGACCACUGCGGCUCCGGUCGAGACCACUGCGGCUCCUGUAGACACCACUGACGCACCGGUCGAGACCACUGCCGCUCCGGUCGAGGCCACUGAGGUUCCGGUCCAGACCACUGAGGCUCCGAUCGAGACAACUGAAACUCCGGCCGAGGUUACUGAGGCUUUGGUCGAGACCACCGAGGGACCAGUUGAGACCACUGCGGCUCCGGUCGAGACCACUGAGGCUCCGGUCGAGACCACUGAGGCUCCGGUCGAGACCACUGAGGCUCCGGUCGAUACCACUGGGGCUCCGGUCGAGACCACUGAAGCUCCUGUAGAAACCACUGACGCACCAGUCGAGACCACUGCCGCUCCGGUCGAGGCCACUGAGGCUGCCGGAGAGACCGCUGAGGUUCCGAUCUAG